This is a messenger RNA of Trametes versicolor FP-101664 SS1, 192 nucleotides long. RefSeq lists its product as uncharacterized. The record is from RefSeq and is a predicted model, not a curated record. The transcript has a single exon. The coding region runs from base 1 to 192 and encodes 63 amino acids. NCBI's taxonomy places the organism in Eukaryota, Fungi, Basidiomycota, Agaricomycetes, Polyporales, Polyporaceae.
AUGACCGCGAGUGCCAUUGGCGCUCCGUAUACUCCGGCUACGUGGUCGUCGACUCGGAGCGCGCGUUACAAAUGCGGCGUGGAACUGGGCUCACCGGAUGCAAGCUCAUGCAGCCGCCCCUGGCAAGUCGCGCAGUCCUCGGACGACAUCUCCGAAAUCGGCAACACGGGGCUCCCGUUCGACAUCUUCUAG